AUGUCCAGUAGCACUGGAAGAGGUCAUGGGGGUCUUAACCAACUAGGUGGAAUGUUUGUUAAUGGCCGCCCACUUCCGGAGGUGAUCCGGCAACGCAUCGUGGACAUGGCCCACCAGGGGGUUCGGCCUUGCGACAUUUCCCGGCAGCUCCGAGUCAGCCACGGCUGCGUCAGCAAGAUCCUGGGACGCUACUACGAAACUGGCAGCAUCAAACCCGGCGUGAUCGGUGGCUCCAAGCCCAAGGUGGCCACCCCGAAGGUCGUGGAGAAGAUCGCGGAGUACAAGAGGCAGAAUCCCACCAUGUUUGCCUGGGAAAUCAGAGACCGGCUGCUGGCGGAGGGAGUGUGUGACAGCGACACGGUGCCCAGCGUGAGCUCCAUUAACAGAAUAAUUCGGACAAAGGUCCAGCAGCCGUUUAAUCUCCCUCUGGAUGGAAAAGGCCUGAGUCCAGGACAAACACUGAUCCCCAGCUCAGCAGUCACCCCUCCAGAGUCGCCACAGUCCGACUCUCUGGGCUCCACCUACUCCAUCAGCGGCCUGCUGGGAAUCCCACAACCCAACGCCGAGGGCAAGAGGAGCCACGAUGACAAGGCAGCACCCAAGCAUGAUGUCACCACACUCUCCGUAGCUCUGCCCAGGUUGCCAGCAAACUGUCUCGCUCUCCCUUGCUAUCAGUACCAGGUUGCCAGCUCAACUUUCCCCAUCCCACACCCCAGCAACCUCUCUGUCUCUCACUAUUUACUCCUGGUUGCCAGUUCCCCCUCUCCAUCCCCUAUUACCAGCAACUUCUUUUUUUCUCCCACAACUUAUACAGGUGCAGACUACUCGGGUCAGUCCUACAGCCAUUCGCCCUACACCUCCUACAGCGAAGCCUGGAGGUUCACCAACUCCAGCAUCCUGGGCUCACCUUAUUACUACAGCUCGGCCUCCCGCACAGGACCACCGUCUGCGGCCGCCUACGACCACCUCUAGUCUCCCCCCUCGCUGCUGCUGCGUGGACAGACUCGGUGCUGAUGGACCUUCACACUGGAGAACUUUUAACAUCAGCUGACACACGGACCAAGGCAUGAAGUCAAAACUGGAUGUGAACUUGAGACUCUGCUGUUGAAACCAGCAAUGCAUUGUGUGUUUUUUUUUUACUCCAUCCUCUCAUGGUCUACCACACCUCCUUCUAUUUAUUUGUCGUUACUGACACCAGUCCCCAGGGUAACUGUGACUCGUGCACGUUUACACAUUGCUAACACUCUC
Stegastes partitus (bicolor damselfish) is the source of this 1248-nucleotide messenger RNA. RefSeq names its product paired box 8 (gene pax8). The transcript has 9 exons. Gene Ontology annotation, biological process: anatomical structure development; regulation of transcription by RNA polymerase II. Gene Ontology annotation, molecular function: RNA polymerase II cis-regulatory region sequence-specific DNA binding; DNA-binding transcription factor activity, RNA polymerase II-specific. The record is from RefSeq and is a predicted model, not a curated record. NCBI's taxonomy places the organism in Eukaryota, Metazoa, Chordata, Actinopteri, Pomacentridae. The coding region runs from base 1 to 972 and encodes 323 amino acids.